Molecule: messenger RNA, 3115 nt
Organism: Spea bombifrons (plains spadefoot toad)
Lineage: Eukaryota; Metazoa; Chordata; Amphibia; Anura; Pelobatidae
Gene: KATNAL1
Product: katanin catalytic subunit A1 like 1
Exons: 11
Coding region: 98-1552 (484 amino acids)
Biological process (GO): microtubule severing
Cellular component (GO): microtubule; microtubule cytoskeleton
Molecular function (GO): microtubule severing ATPase activity; microtubule binding; ATP binding
Source: RefSeq, a predicted model, not a curated record
GAAACGUCUGGGUGAUCCCCACAGUUAACGUAUCCCUAUUGUGGCGGCUCCAGGAAUCAAGAGUCCGCUGAUUGAGCCCAUAAACAGGUCCCCUAAAAUGAACUUGGCUGAGAUCUGCGAUAAUGCUAAAAAGGGAAGGGAAUAUGCCCUCCUUGGAAAUUACGAUUCCUCGAUGGUUUAUUACCAGGGUGUCAUCCAACAGAUCCAGAAACACCUGCAGACUAUUAGAGAUCCUGUAGUGAAAGUCAAGUGGCAGCAGGUGUGUCAGGAGUUAGCGGAGGAGUAUGAACAAGUUAAAGUCAUUAUAAACACACUAGAAUCCUUCAAAAUCGAGAAACCUGCCGAAUUCCCUGUUGCAUUGCAGGACGAGCCUGUGAAGGAUCCAGCCGUGUGGCCUCCCCCUGUCCCAGCAGAGCACAGGGCUCCUCCGCAAGUUAGACGUCCCAACAGAGAUUUAAGACCCUUGAGAAAAGAAUCUCCAUCGGUCCAGCCUCACGGACCUGUCGGGAAAGCCCAUCCCAUUUCAAAAAAUGACAAGUUCCCUAACCGAGCACGUGGUAAAGACGAUAAGGGCAGGAAACCUCACCAGGAUGCUGGAGGAGAUAGUGAACUUAGAAAGUUUGAUGGUGCUGGAUAUGACAAGGAUCUAGUUGAAGCCUUAGAAAGAGACAUCAUAUCCAGGAAUCCCAAUGUGCAUUGGGAAGAUAUUGCUGAUCUAGAAGAAGCAAAGAAGCUAUUGAGAGAAGCAGUGGUCCUUCCAAUGUGGAUGCCAGACUUCUUCAAAGGAAUCCGCAGACCCUGGAAGGGUGUUCUAAUGGUUGGACCACCUGGCACAGGCAAAACUAUGCUUGCUAAAGCAGUAGCUACGGAAUGCGGCACAACUUUCUUCAAUGUUUCCUCAUCAACGUUAACAUCAAAAUACAGAGGAGAGUCGGAAAAGCUGGUCCGCUUGUUAUUUGAAAUGGCAAGAUUUUAUGCGCCCACAACCAUUUUUAUUGAUGAAAUCGACUCCAUUUGCAGUCGAAGAGGCACAUCCGAUGAACAUGAGGCAAGUCGCAGAGUCAAGUCGGAAUUGCUUGUUCAAAUGGACGGUGUCGGAGGCGCCUUAGAAAAUGAUGAUCCGUCAAAAAUGGUUAUGGUUCUGGCUGCUACCAAUUUCCCGUGGGACAUUGAUGAGGCUUUAAGAAGAAGAUUAGAAAAGAGGAUCUAUAUACCUUUACCUACAGCGAACGGAAGAGCAGAGCUUCUUAAGAUAAACCUCCGGGAAGUUGAAUUAGAGGAUGGUGUGGACUUGGAAAGCAUUGCUGAAAAGAUUGAAGGCUAUUCUGGAGCAGAUAUAACCAAUGUUUGCAGAGAUGCGUCAAUGAUGGCAAUGAGAAGGCGUAUCCAAGGCUUAACCCCCGAACAGAUCCGCGCAUUGUCCAAGGAGGAACUUCAGAUGCCUGUCACAAUGAUGGAUUUUGAGUUGGCUCUAAAGAAAAUCUCAAAGUCUGUGUCAGCUUCAGACCUGGAGAAAUAUGAGAAAUGGAUGGCUGAAUUUGGUUCCGCAUAAGCAGAGGCACACAUUGUCGGGGAUAACAGUAACAUCAGAGAAGCAAUACACGAGGAGAACAUGCCUGUGGCAUUAACUUGUGAUUCAGAUAAAGUAGCAGGAGACUGUCGCCUUGGUCCUCUCAGAUGUUGGACUCUGCAGCCCCAUUUCGGUUACCAUCUCAUAUUUAGGUAGCAUGAGAGAUGGAUGUCUCACUUUCGAUUACUUCCUAUACCAUUUCUAUAUGUAUUCAACUCAAUCCCUCAGUCUUCCCUCUAACUUCACUGAUGUUUACAUGCCCUCAGCAUGUCCUGUGAUGUCCGCUACAAAAAAUCUCCGUACCUCGUAUUGCUUUUCAUUAGGAAGAAUGUGGGAUUCUAGCUUUCUGCAACCAUGGACUGGUUUGGUUCAGGCUUGAAUGAAGAUCCUCAUCUUCUGUCUUGAAUGAUUAGAGCACAUCGGGAGGAGAAGCUUUAGUUGUUUUAGAUAGGGAUUUGACAUUAAGGGCAGCCACCUUAGAUUGGUACCUACACAAAAUCUGUGUAAGGGCUGAAGAAGAGGUAUGUUAGACUUGCAUCUAAUAUAUAUUGUUCUUUAUAUUACACCAGUAUAUACCAUAUGUGUAUUUAUUUGCUAAAGCUCUUGCUUGCUACAUGACAUUUUGUUGAAAUCUUAAAUCGACCAUGAAUAGAUUCUUUCACAUCCCUAUUGCUGUAAUUAUUGUCUUUAAAUGUAUCUUGUGACCCCCUUUCUUUUUUUUUUUUUUUUUUUUUACAAUAACAUAUAAGACUAAAUUAAAGUUAGAAAAUGCUAACUAGGGCGAUCAAUAUUGCUAAUAAGACUGAUUAAAGCUCACUGUUGUAUUGCCUUUUAUUAGCAGCAGCACUAACUGGAAAAAAACCAUAAGUUUUUGUCAUAUUUCCUCAAAAAGGAAAGCAUACUUUUGGCUUUACUAUGACAUGUAUAUAAGGUAUAUUUUAGUGUUGCUGAAUGCCUCGACAUGUAUGCAAAAAUAUAUGUAAUGGCCGUUGUUUUUCUGGAUUAUCAUAUACAUGUAUCGAUGAAAACAUUUUUAUGAAUUCAUGAAUUUGCGUACAGUUUGUGCCCUUUUUAGUCUAAAAUAUUGUGGUGAAAAUACAAAUAUACCGUGGAAUAUUACAAAGUUUCUAAAUCUACGCUACUUUGGUAUGUUGGUAAGUCUAAUAAUUGUCACCUGCCCUUUAUACAGAACGGUUAAUUUAAGAAAAAAAAUCUCUUUUGGCCACUCUGAUACAGGAAUUUAUUGUGUACCCUUUAAAAAAUUCUUGAGUGAAGAAGAGGGGAAAAAAAAGCCUUCACUGUUAACCAUCCAAAAAUGUAAAAUUUCUCUCUAUGUAAAUCGUUAAGAAUGAACAAAGUUUUGAGAUUGAACUUUUAUUCUUUUCUUUGCCGUAGCUCAUUCCACUACACACAUUCCUGGCAUCCUACGUGCUCAAGUGUGACAAUUGGCUCAUUAUUCAAUUGGAUGCCAAGCUAUAGGGCAAUGCAUUGGCACUCAAAGGGUUACAUGUGAAAAUAUGCAUUUUUGUUUGAAUUUUUUUUUUU